AUUUUGCAUCUCAACCUUAACGCCUGCUCGCUGCAGUCUGCUCUGUCUUGCUCGCUCUCAUGCUGCCGUAAAGUGCUUCCUUUAUCUCCGUCUCAUAGGGAUAAGAAACCAAUGGCUGGAGGUCCUUUGUAAAGUCACUAAGCCAAGGUUGCCCCUAUGUCUCCAGGUCUUGUCACCGCGGAGUCUUACAACCACAUCCUUACUCCUCUCUGCUCUGCGAUAGGGCUGUUCCUGCUGCUCUGCAGCCUCUGCACGCUCUGCAAGAAGAGGAAGAAGAGGAGGAUGAGGACUGUAUGUUCCGGUGGAGUUGCCCUUGUUGACGUGACAUUGCUCCGUCAGACUCAACUACGAUCACUCAGCAAGUCUGACACCAAACUGCAUGAAAUCAAGAGGCCCCGACCAGUAGACCCUCAAUUGAGGCCAGUCAGCAUGGAUCCGCUCUACCACUCCCCACAGUGGCCGAUUCCCAAUGCCCCAUCUACUGAAGAUGCCACCUACUCGAAUUUAAACUACAAUCCUAAGAACUCCCUGUAUGAAUGUGUGGGGCUCCAGGCAGAAAAAGAACCUUCAUUGAGUGAGUCUAAAGUCAACGUGGUCACUGCUGAAUACGCCUGUGUGCGGAAGGUGAAAAAAGUGUCAAACCAGAAAGCCACAGACCCAAUGGAAGAGGAGAAAAUCCAACCACCAGCAUCGUCUCAUGAACCCUGCCUACCCAACCGACCAGAUGACCUGACCCUCGAAAGCAUGUACUCCAAAGUGCAGAAGAAAAAGAGGCCACCGGGAACAGAAAGCACUGAAGGGUUAAUACAGACGUGCAGCCAAGAUGGUGGUCAAUCCGAGCAUCCAAUCUGUCAUCCUGAAGAAAACCUGUAUGAGAGUAUAAGCGAGAUGAGCAGCCAUCACACUAACUGCAGCACUGCUUUUGACUGCUACGCUUAAAGGGGCUCUUUUGGCCUUAUUUAUCAAAACUGUCUUUGUUGCCCAUAGCAACCAAUUAGAGCUUGGGUUUCAUUUUACUAGAGCAGUGUGCGAAAUUUUAGCUAAGCUCUGGUUACUAUGGGCAAUAAUAAAUAAGAACUAUUUGGUGGGAAUAAUUCAAAUUUAAAACAAGAUAAGCUGCCUCUGUUGCCCAUAGCAACCUAUCACAGUGCAGCUUUCAUUUCAUACUAUGAUCUUGAAAAUUUAAAGGGUACGUUUCAUCAAAAAAACUUUUGAUAUAUUAUAGAUUGAUGUAUGCAGA
Messenger RNA from Hyla sarda, 1240 nucleotides. RefSeq names its product Lck interacting transmembrane adaptor 1 (gene LIME1). Gene Ontology annotation, biological process: T cell receptor signaling pathway; B cell receptor signaling pathway. The record is from RefSeq and is a predicted model, not a curated record. Bases 157 to 939 code for a protein of 260 amino acids. The transcript is spliced from 6 exons. NCBI's taxonomy places the organism in Eukaryota, Metazoa, Chordata, Amphibia, Anura, Hylidae.